AUGGGAAAGAAGCGCGACGCCAUCCUGGAGGCGCUCGAGAACCUGACGGCCGACGAGCUGAAGAAGUUCAAGCUGAAGCUGCGGGCGGUGCCGCUGUGCCAGGGCUUUCGGCACAUCCCGCGGGGCGCACUCGCGCCGCUGGACGCCGUGGACCUCACCGACAAGCUGGUCGCCUUCUACUGCGAGGACUACGGCGCCGAGCUCACCGCAGCCGUGCUGCGCGACAUGGGCAUGCAGGAGGAGGCGGUGCGGCUGCAGCGGGCAGCGUGA
Messenger RNA from Carlito syrichta (Philippine tarsier), 270 nucleotides. RefSeq names its product pyrin domain containing 1 (gene PYDC1). The coding region runs from base 1 to 270 and encodes 89 amino acids. The transcript has a single exon. Lineage: Eukaryota; Metazoa; Chordata; Mammalia; Primates; Tarsiidae. The record is from RefSeq and is a predicted model, not a curated record.